CUGCUUCCACCUCCCAGCGCCUAGACGCCUGCGGCCCCCGAGCAGUGGCCGCGCCGCGCCAGCCCCCGCGCGCAGGACCCCGCCGGCGGCGCCCGGCAGCCCCGGGCUGCGCACGCCAUGUCCUACCCACAGUUUGGAUAUCCCUACUCCUCGGCUCCCCAGUUCCUGAUGGCCACCAACUCCCUGAGCACGUGCUGCGAGUCGGGCGGCCGCUCGCUGGCGGACUCCGGGUCUGCUACCUCGGCCCAGGCGCCCGUCUACUGCCCGGUCUACGAGAGCCGGCUGCUGGCCACCGCGCGCCACGAGCUCAACUCAGCUGCGGCGCUGGGCGUCUACGGCGGCCCCUACAGCAGCUCGCAGGGCUACAGCAACUACGUGACCUACGGCUCCGAGGCGUCCGCCUUCUACUCGCUGAACAGCUUUGACUCCAAGGAUGGGCCAGGAUCUGCGCAUGCGGGCCUGGCACCAGCCGCCGCAGCCUACUACCCCUAUGAGCCGGCCCUGGGCCAGUACCCCUACGACAGGUACGGGACCAUGGAUGGCAGCACGCGGAGGAAGAACGCCACGCGCGAGACCACCAGCACGCUCAAGGCCUGGCUGCAGGAGCACCGCAAGAACCCCUACCCCACCAAGGGCGAGAAGAUCAUGCUGGCCAUCAUCACCAAGAUGACCCUCACGCAGGUCUCCACCUGGUUUGCCAACGCACGCCGGCGCCUCAAGAAGGAGAACAAGAUGACCUGGCCGCCGCGGAACAAGUGCGCCGACGAGAAGCGGCCCUACGCAGAGGGCGAGGAGGACGAGGGCGGCGAGGAGAGUGUGCGGGAGGAGCCCCUCAAGAGCUCCAGGAGCGAAGAGUCCGUCCACAAAGAGGAGAAGGAGCUGGAGCUCAGUGACCUGGACGACUUCGACCCUCUGGACACGGAGACCCCGGAGUGUGAGCUGAAGCCGCCCUUUCAGCCCCUGGACGGCAGCCUGGAGCGCGUCCCCGCCAUGCCCGACGGCCCGGGCAAGGAGGCCUCCAGCGUGCUCCGGAUGCCCCUGGCUGGCGGCAGAGCCACUCUGGACGAGGACUUAGAGAGGGCCCGGAGCUGCCUCCGGAGCGCAGCAGCCGGGCCCGAGCCACAGCCAUGCGCAGAGGGCGGCCCCCAGGCCUGUGAGGCCAAACUGGCCUUCGCGCCAGCUGGGGCAACGGCGGGCCUGGAGGCCAAGCCCCGCAUCUGGUCGCUGGCUCACACAGCCACCGCCGCCGCCACAGCUCUGAGCCAGACUGAGUUUCCAUCAUGCAUGCUCAAGCGCCAGGGCCCCGCUGCCUCUGCGGCUGCAGUCUCCGCGCCCCCUACAGCCUCACCUGUGGCCCCGGCACCCCCAGGACCCCUGGACAGGCACCAGGACUCCCCGGUGACGAGCCUCAGAAACUGGGUGGACGGAGUCUUCCAUGACCCCAUCCUCAGGCACAGCACUUUGAACCAGGCCUGGGCCACCGCCAAGGGUGCCCUCCUGGACGCGGGGCCUCUGGGACGCUCGCUGGGGGCAGGUGCCAACAUGCUCACGGCACCCCUGGCACGCACCUUUCCACCUGCUGCGCCCCACGACGCCCCAGCCGCUGGCACCACCUGUGAGCUGCUGGCCCUGCCGAAGGCCAGCAGCAAACCCUUUUGCGCCUGAUGUGGCCAAUGCCUGAGCCAGGAGGGACCUAGCGCCCAGGCCCCUGGCAUGGACUCGUCCCUCCCAAUUUCCAAAGGAAGGCAGGAAUGCCACCAAGGUCAAGCCCCAGCCCUCCGGUGGGGGCGUCGGGACUCGGCCUCUUGGGACCAUGGACAAGCACCACGCGCUGUCACACCAGACGCUCGGACCCCACCUGGUC
Molecule: messenger RNA, 1864 nt
Organism: Carlito syrichta (Philippine tarsier)
Lineage: Eukaryota; Metazoa; Chordata; Mammalia; Primates; Tarsiidae
Gene: IRX4
Product: iroquois homeobox 4
Exons: 5
Coding region: 118-1665 (515 amino acids)
Biological process (GO): cell development; neuron differentiation; regulation of transcription by RNA polymerase II
Cellular component (GO): nucleus
Molecular function (GO): RNA polymerase II cis-regulatory region sequence-specific DNA binding; DNA-binding transcription factor activity, RNA polymerase II-specific
Source: RefSeq, a predicted model, not a curated record